AUGGACUUCACCCAGACCUUUCAAGGCAUCUGGAGCUGCAUCCACGGGGUGCAGAUCGAGGAGAAGAGCAACAGCUCGGCGUUGAACUCCCCAUCCGCCACCAUGAACAACACCCACUCCAACAUCAUGCGCCUCCUACGAACCGCCAAGAACAUGGCGUCCCUGUCCGGAGUGAACGGAUCGCCCCACAGCGCGCUGGACUUCAUCCGCCGCGAAUCUUCCGUCUACGACAUCUCCGAACACCGCCGCAGCUUGGCGGGACACUCAGACUGCAAGCCGUCGUACCCACCGGAAGACAACAUGUUCAGCGACUACAUCAGCGAGGUGGAGAGGACGUUUGGUAACCUCCACCUGAAGGACAGCAAUCUGUACCAGGAUCACUACCUGCACCACCACGGCUCGACGCUAGGGCUCAGCGGACCGCCGCCGCCCAGGCCUCAUAGCUUGGGUAGCGCAAGUUCUCUGGAAGGGGGGAUGUUUGAUUGUGAGAGCAUUGGAGGAGGGGUGGCGCCUAUUUUCACCACCCAGCCCUGCUCGGCAUUGACCCACAGGAACAUGAGCAAGUUUGAUUUGCUGUCCGGACAAACUCCUCCCUCAGGGCAGAGCUUUAAGGGAGGCUUGCCGGACCUUUACGGGAAGUUUUCCUUUAAGGGAGGCGCCUCAAGCGCCACGUUUAUCCCCGGGCACGGAUACUGCGGAGGUAGAGGAGACGACGAUGGGAAUAUGGAUCGACGGUCGGACGUCUCGGAUAUAUCCACGCACACGGUGACUUACGGAAACCUGGAAGGUAACGCCAAGAAACGCAAACAGUACCGCGAUAGCCUGAAAAAAAGGCCGGCCUCUGCCAAGUCCAGACGGGAGCUGGACGAGAUCGAGCUGGGCUACCGGAGGAAACCCUACCACAUCAGCCACCAUCACUACCACGGCCACCGCUCCGCCUCCCCGCCGCUGCUGCCCCCAGAGCGGAAGAGAGGCUUAAGUGGGAACAGCGACGGGAACUACAUGUUCAGAGAGAAGGAAAGCGUUAGGGAUUUCUAUUUGGACCAGUUUCGGCCCAAAGAGGGCGUUCCUCAGUGGGAACACGUGGACCUGACGGAAGGCCCUGGGAGUAGAGAUGGAGGCAACUGCACCACCCUGGUUCCAGUGGAUGACUUUCUUAAGCAAAGCAAACCCAAAAAGUCAGAUUUAAAGAGUGGUGUGGGAGGAUCUGGGCUGGCAGGGGGAGAGUGGGAGUGCAGGAACUGUCGGGCUAGCGGGGGAGGCAAGCAGAUGUCGAUGCACGGCGGUGUGUACGGUGGUGGUAUGAGCUGUGGGACGUCGGGAGGCGGAGGUAACAGCCGCCCAAGCUCUGCGACCUGCAUGCGCUGCGAGGGUUGUAAAAAGACAGGAAACCUCUACGAUAUCAGCGAGGACAACAACCACCUCUUGGAACAGAUGGGGGGAGGGAAUGGCGUUGGUGGGGGAGGUGGAGUCAUGGGCCCGGGCCCUCAAUCUCAGGGCCAGCAGAGGAGGAAGAGCGGAGGACUCGGGAAACCACUGAGGCGGCAGCACUCGUACGACGCUUUUGUUGACCUUCAGAAAGAGGAGUCGGGCGGGAUGGGCAGUUUAAUGGGUCUGGGAGGUGUUGGGGGGGGAAUGGGGAGCCAAGUUAUGGGAGGGAUGCUGCCCCCACCCAGGAGCGUUAGCUUGAAGGAGAAAGAGCGCUACAUGGAGGGCACCAGCCCCUUCGCACACAUAUUCGAGCGCCACGGGGGCUCGGAGCGAGAACGGGAACGAGACAGGGACCCGUUGUUUUACGAGGCUCGCAAACGACCCGGGUCACCGUUCGGUUUGUUCAGAGGCGACGGCCUUCACCGCCGCUCCAUCGGAGAGAGAGACAUGCGAGACAGGGACAGGUCUCUGAUGGAAGGAGGAGGCGGGGGAGGGUUCUCUUUAUCCAAAUCUCUUUACCCAGACAGGGUCAACCAAAACCCCUUUAUACCCACCUUUGGCGACGACCAGUGUCUGAUGCACGGAGCCAAACAAUAUUACAUGAAGAAGCAGCAGCAGCAGCAGCAGCAGCAGCAGCAGCAGCAAGUUCCCAAACCAAGCCGAAGUGACUUCAGGAGCCAGAUGAGCACGACGUCAUAUCUGCCGGCGUCCGCCACGGCCGGGGUGAUGUCCAACGCGACGCCCCGGUUCCCAAAAGAGCUCAGCCUCGGCGGGAUGAACCACCACGGCUCCAUGCUGGGGGUCGGCCCCCCGCGUCCCUUCAAUGGAAGCAAUGGCCAUGUGUACGAGAAACUGUCCAGCAUUGAGUCUGACGUGUGAGAUCGACAAUUGGCGAGUUAGGAGUGGACGAUGGGCGAGGGGAGGAGGAAGGGAGGAAAUCGAGGCGUGUUGUGUUCGGAGAUCAGGGAUGAUUUUACAGACACUGUCCAACACACUGCAACUCUAGCCCCAUAUUGGGACAGCACGGUGAAAGGGGAGAGAGCUGUGAAACGGAAAAGGGUCAAAUCUGGGUAAAACACCGGACACCCUGUGGAGCUGUGGGACCCUAACCCUCUCUCUCAGUAACGGGCAAAGCUACUUUUAUGUCCAAAACACAGUCAAUCAACAUUCCCCUUAACAUCGCACUCAAAUCCAAGCCUGUCAUUUCAUGAGGCAGAAGUCGAUGUUCUUAGAGAGGUGACACUUCGCCUCAGUUUGAUAUUGGACUGUCUGGUGCGAUGGCUGUCUGAGAGAUCUCCCGCUGAGUGCUCUUGAGGAAAAACUGCGAGAAACGAGCUGCCCAUCUGCCCCUGGAGACAUUUUCACGUUUUACCCCCGAGCUGCGGUCCUUUAUCUCUUCACCCCCAACCCUCCUCCUCCUCCUCCUCAUCUCUGACGCCAAAAGAGCUGAUCUUGUUUGCUAUGAGAAAUACAAUCAUGAAUGAUAAUAAGAUAUUCUUAUAGAAAAAAACAGGGUAUAAGAACAACAAUAAUAAUAUUGUGAAUAACAAAGAUGUUAGUGCUGAUUAUGAUAACACUGCUUACGAUAAGUUUUUUCUUGUUUUAUGUUUUGUUGGUAUAAUAUUUCACUACUGUUUUAGUAUCUGUAGUUGUAAUCCUGUGUGCAAGCAGGACGGUUGUUAAGUUCAACCAACAAGCCAGAAAGACUGAGAACUUCUUUUUAAUUCUGUUUUUACGCCAUGCUCAUACGUUGAUUUGCUCCUUGUGAAAAUGACUGGACACGUUUAGAGCUGACAGAUCCUUCAUUUGAUGUUUUCAAGACAUUACAAAUCACACACACUUAAAACACAACUUGUGUUACUGUGAACGACGUCCCGAAGCUGAAGACACCGAGAGGAAGGACGUGCCUUAAUGGUCUCCAGUGGAUGUGUCCUCCGGUUCAAACCAGGGACGGACCGGCAUGUUUUUCAGGCUGAUCUCUUUUCGUGUAUGAGCCAAAAAAAACUGCAGUGAAAAUUGACAUCAGGCUCGAGGCGCUGCUGCAGCCGAUGGUUUCCAUUCCAAGAGACGUUUUAUAACUUCGUAAACAAAUAUUUCAUACGGCGAGUUUGAGCAGCGCUUUACGUAGAAAAAGCAUUCAGGAUGUCACGGAUAGCGUCUCACUUCACAACACGGCAGCCUUUAGACCACUUAUUUUAUUCAGGUUACAUGAUAACAGUCACCGGGCACUCUUUCUUUAUUUCUUUGUUUGGGCCUCUCAACCGGUAUCUCGUUGAAGGCGUUACUUUCCACUUACAGAAAGCUUUGUUUGUACAUUGUGUGUGAUUAAUAUAUGCACUGUUAUGUUGGCGAAACAAAACAACGUGUAGGAGAUGUGUUCCUGCGACAAUGAUGCCCGUUAAAGCUCGAGCUGAGGAAGGUGUCUAUUUGAGGCGUACCGGAAGACGGCCAUCUUGCGAAAUCUUGAUGUAGAUAUCGUCCUUUUUUUCUCGCUUGAGAGGCCUCAUUUAUUGCACAGGACCUUUUUACUCAGUGUAGGUUCAGGCACUCAGUAGACAUGCCUUAUCAUCCCCCCC
Molecule: messenger RNA, 4007 nt
Organism: Notothenia coriiceps (black rockcod)
Lineage: Eukaryota; Metazoa; Chordata; Actinopteri; Perciformes; Nototheniidae
Product: glutamate receptor ionotropic, NMDA 2B-like
Exons: 2
Coding region: 1-2310 (769 amino acids)
Source: RefSeq, a predicted model, not a curated record